GGUGGGCGAGGGCACUUGGCUCUUUUUGACCCAUUUCGAUAAGCUUGUCGGUAACUUUAUCGGGCUUUCUAACAUUUUUCAAAAAAUAAAAAUCACAUCUUUCCAUCCCCUUGCCAGCCGCUCCUUCCGUUGGUGUUCGCUGCUAAAACCCUAAACCCUAAAUUACUGGUAACUCCUAUCGCCGGAGGAGAGGGGAGUCAGCACAGCCCAAUUUGCGAUAAAAUCAUAAUGAUUCCAGCUUUAAGGUGUCGCUGUCGGGAUUCCAAGCUUGUAUCCAUAUUGUACGGAUCGCCGUGGGGUUAUCAUUCGACAUCGCCGCCCCUUUUGGCGAGGUUAUACUCCUUCAACUCCAUCGACUCCGACGCCGCUACUGAUCGUCGUCGUCCACAGCAACCUGCUAGAGGAGAACGAUUCACAAGCAGAGCCCAGGACAAUUCUUUUCCCGGCGAUAGAGACCAGCCUGCCGGUGUCAAUAACAAUGAUAGCCACGAUAUUGAUUAUUAUAACUACAACGACCCAUACGGAGUGGGUAAACGCACAACCUACAAUACGGUGCGCCAAAAUCCUCCGGAUCCCAUACCCAACAGGCCCUUGCGGGGAGAGAAGCAACCGAUCCAUCAACCAGAACAUCUCUCUCGCCGAAACCAUGGCCAAGGCGGUGAUAAGAGAUAUGGGAAAUCAACAGCCGCCGUCAGCCCCAGCAACCUGAAGAACAAACCUGUUGGAGGACUGGGAGUGGCAGUCAACAGAACCUCUGGUCAAUCUCCCAGUACUAGCAGCGACAUUUUCUUAUUCAAGGAGGAGGAGGAGGAAGAAGAUACAAAGAAGCAACACUCUGAAUAUUCUGGUCCUCAACAUUCUCCCAUCGGAGGAGAGAAUCAGCAGCAGCAGGGCCUCGAUUUUCUAGAAAAGUUCAGGCUGGGGUUUGAUAAAAGGGACAAGCAUCUCUCAGAAACUGCUGCCUCGAGACAUGACGAAGAGAUGAAAGCGGUCGCUGAAAGCCCACCUCCGGCCCAAGACGUGGAAGAGAUCUUCAAGAAAAUGAAGGAAACUGGCCUCAUUCCUAAUGCUGUGGCAAUGCUUGAUGGCCUCUGCAAGGAUGGCCUAGUCCAAGAAGCCAUGAAGCUUUUUGCCAUGAUGCGCGAGAAGGCUACCAUCCCCGAGGUUGUGAUAUAUACUGCUGUGGUUGAAGGUUUUUGCAAGGCCCACAAACUAGACGACGCCAAGAGGAUUUUCAGGAAAAUGCAGAACAACGGGAUCUCUCCCAAUGCUUUCAGUUAUACUGUAUUGAUUCAAGGGCUCUAUAAAUGUAGGAGAUUGGAUGAUGCACUCAACUUCUGUGUGGAAAUGCUGGAGGCUGGGCAUUUGCCAAAUUUGGCUACCUUUGUGGGUUUGGUUGAUGGGUUUUGCCAGGAGAGGAGCGUAGAAGAAGCCCGCAGCGCAAUUGGAACGUUGAUGCAGAAAGGGUUCUAUUUUGAUGAGAAAACUGUUAGAGAAUAUCUGGACAAGAAAGGGCCAUUCACACCACUGGUUUGGGAGGCUAUAUUUAAAAAGAGCUCGUAGAUAUCCGUCUGAUUUAUUGUUUGUUUGGUUGAAGGCAAUGAAAGCCAGUAAGGGUGUGUUUGAUUGGGGGAUGGAAAGUGGGGCGGAAUUCUAAUUUCAUAGAAUUUCAAUUCUCACCUCACCCCCACCCCUUAGGAAUUUCAAUUCCUUGAUUUCAAGGAAAAUCUUCACUUUUUGAACUAAGAUAGAAUUUGAAUUCCAUGAAAAAAAAAAUUAUUUGAUGGAAUUUUUUAGAAUUUGAAUGAAAAAUAAAUUCCACCCUCAUUUUUCUCCCUAUCAAACGCACCCUAAGACUGCAUGAUGUUAGCAACGAAUUCAGUUUGUAUCUCUGGCUGCAGUCUGCUAAUUUUGGCAGACCAGUUCAUCUUGCCCGUACCCCCUGGCUUAGCAAAAUGACAGAAUCUGGGCUUUAAAUCUGAAGGGUGUCUUUGUUUUCAGGAUAAAUGAAGACAGAAACCCGCUUGUUUAUGGUUGGUUAUGAAAUGACAUGGCCAUGGCCGAGGCCGAGGAGAAGGGCAUCCACCAUGAUCCAUGAAUGAAUGUGUGUAGUUAGAUAAACAAGGCAUUGGAAAUAAUGAUGCUUGCAUCCGGGAAUUGGGAAUAAUGGUGGUGAGAUGAGGAUUAGGUGUUAGAUCUUUUGUCCUUUAUAUAAUUUGUUGUUAUUAUUAUUAUUAGUUAUUUUAUUUAUUUAUUUAUUUAUUUUU
This is a messenger RNA of Diospyros lotus (date-plum), 2267 nucleotides long. RefSeq names its product pentatricopeptide repeat-containing protein At4g38150. The record is from RefSeq and is a predicted model, not a curated record. Bases 229 to 1563 code for a protein of 444 amino acids. Gene Ontology annotation, molecular function: protein binding. The transcript is spliced from 2 exons. NCBI's taxonomy places the organism in Eukaryota, Viridiplantae, Streptophyta, Magnoliopsida, Ericales, Ebenaceae.